Molecule: messenger RNA, 1384 nt
Organism: Xyrauchen texanus (razorback sucker)
Lineage: Eukaryota; Metazoa; Chordata; Actinopteri; Cypriniformes; Catostomidae
Product: UDP-glucose 4-epimerase-like
Exons: 11
Coding region: 136-1188 (350 amino acids)
Biological process (GO): beta-D-galactose catabolic process via UDP-galactose, Leloir pathway
Cellular component (GO): cytosol
Molecular function (GO): UDP-glucose 4-epimerase activity
Source: RefSeq, a predicted model, not a curated record
CUCAAACCAGGAAGCGAGAAUGAAUAAACUGCUAAACAGACCCAUAAAAGUCAGUAAACUCGCUCCGCCUGUCACUGUACUGCCUGUCACCCGCGGGUUCCCCAAUAAGCCUCAUUGAUCAACAGGGUUCUCAACAUGCGUCAGAAGAUCCUGGUGACAGGAGGGGGUGGAUACAUUGGCAGCCACUGUGUUGUCGAGCUCAUUGAGGCUGGUUAUCACCCUGUGGUCAUCGAUAACUUCAGCAAUGCUGUCAGAGGAGAGGGUGACGUUCCAGAGAGUCUGCGGCGGAUAGAGAAGUUUCUGAACACUCAAAUUGAGUUCCAUGAGCUGGACCUUCUGGAUAAAGCUGGACUGGAGAAUAUAUUUAAAAAGCAUUCCUUUUAUGCAGUGAUGCACUUUGCAGGACUGAAAGCUGUGGGGGAAUCAGUAGAACAACCUUUAAGAUACUACAGAGUCAAUCUCACAGCAACCAUCAAUCUGCUGGAGGUGAUGCAGUCUCAUGGGGUGCAUAAUCUGGUAUUCAGCAGCUCAGCCACGGUCUAUGGAGACCCCCAGAAACUCCCCAUUGAUGAGCAGCAUACAGUGGGCGGCUGUACCAACCCCUACGGCCAGACCAAGUACUUCAUAGAGGAAAUUAUCAAGGACCAGUGCAAGGCAGAGAAGGACUGGAAUGCUGUGCUGCUCAGGUACUUUAAUCCCAUCGGUGCUCACAUCUCAGGACAGAUUGGUGAAGAUCCACAGGGAAUCCCAAAUAACCUUCUGCCUUAUGUCGCCCAGGUUGCUGUUGGCAGACGAAAGCACCUGAAUGUGUUUGGAAAUGACUACAAUACACCUGAUGGAACAGGAGUGAGAGACUAUAUCCAUGUUGUGGACUUGGCAAAGGGACACAUCGCUGCACUCAAGAAACUGAAUGGCGGUUGUGGUUGUAAGGUUUAUAACCUGGGCACAGGGACAGGCUACUCUGUGCUACAGAUGGUCAGUGCAAUGGAAAAAGCCUCAGGUCGAAAGAUUGCCUAUCAGAUUGCUCCUAGGCGGAGUGGGGAUGUGGCCUCUUGCUAUGCAGAUCCCUGUCUGGCAGAGAAAGAGCUGGGCUGGAAAGCUGAAUAUGGCCUGGAGAGAAUGUGUGAGGAUCUAUGGCGCUGGCAAUCACAAAAUCCCACAGGAUUUAAUAAUGGAACAGUACCUUGAAACUGUGUGGAACUGUAUACAUGACAAAGCACUGGGCCAAAGUGGAAUCAUGAAGUCUCUACUUUUUGAUAGUUUGUUUUGUAUGUAAAUUCGUUAUACUAUAAGAAAUUUGCAGCCAAAAUUGUCUUCGAUCAACAUAUGUCAAUGUGUUUCCUUGUCAAUGUAAAAUAAUAAAGAUUUAAAUUUAUGCAUUUGG